AUGGCUUCAGCAGUUUGGCGCCGGAAGUCCAUCGUUCGUGCUACCGUCAUGGCCGCCUCCAGGGUAAGGCGCUUGCUAACGGUCCUGACUCUUCUGGCCGCUUUUGUGCUGCCGAUGUGUUCUUCUCAGGUCAACUUUGCCCUUCGUGGACAAGGCAGUGUGCGGUCGCUGCGCAAGCGCGACGGACUUGAGCUGCACACGAAAGCUUCGCACAAGAAUUCUGUGCUGAGCAGGGAAGGAGCAGAUGUGCUCGAAAGCAUUCAGCUGGCUCGUGGAGCUGGGGACUGGAUAAAAGUCAAGUCUUUGUAUGCGUCUUAUACUGGAGCCGAAAUUCAGGUUUUCAACGCGGUCUUGCAUACAUCCGUAGAGUGUGUGCAAUACAAAGCAGGCGCUGAUAUCUUUGAUAGUUUAUGCGAUAUGGCUAUCACGAAAACAUCAGCCACCUACUCAGCAGCUCUCAAGAUAUUCGCAAAGUUGGGGCGCAACGCGACUGUCAAAGCGCUUUGGGAGGAAGCUCGAAACAAUCCGGCAUGUGAGGUGAAUGAGCCUUUGGCAGCAGCACGAAUAGAUGCUGCUGCAGAAGAAGGGGAUGUUGAAUCGGCUCUUUUGGUGUUGAAUUACAUGACCCAGACAAACGUCAGUAUCAAUAUCGCUCACGUCACGAAUGCCAUCCGUGCCUGCUGGACCGCCGGAGGUGUCAUGUACAAGACAGCUGAACGGCUGUUUAACUUGACCGCAACACUGGGACUGGAACCCAACAUCGUGACCUUUUCUUGCCUUGUAGGGGCUUACGGUGCAGCGCCGCUGGAGAAGGCCCUUGCUGCAUAUGCAGACAUGCGAAGGAUGGGGAUUCAGCCCAAUCCACCAUUCGCAGACGCUUACCUGGGUGCCAUUCUACAGAAGCCGCUUGCAGCCAGCUGGCGGCCAGCAGAGAUCAUGGAUGCGCUUCAGCUAAUCCAGGACGAGGCCCCGGAACGCAUUGAAGCCGCCAAGCUGACCUUGAACGAGUUCAGGGACCUCGGUGUCGAGCUCAGCGACUUAUCACGGCGUAUAGACGCAGCACUCGAAAAGUGGGAUUCCUAA
This is a messenger RNA of Symbiodinium sp. CCMP2592, 1083 nucleotides long. The record is from the annotation of a GenBank genome assembly. NCBI's taxonomy places the organism in Eukaryota, Dinophyceae, Suessiales, Symbiodiniaceae.